This is a messenger RNA of Halichondria panicea, 3786 nucleotides long. RefSeq names its product ubiquitin carboxyl-terminal hydrolase CYLD-like. Gene Ontology annotation, biological process: protein K63-linked deubiquitination. Lineage: Eukaryota; Metazoa; Porifera; Demospongiae; Suberitida; Halichondriidae. Gene Ontology annotation, cellular component: cytosol. The coding region runs from base 66 to 3596 and encodes 1176 amino acids. Gene Ontology annotation, molecular function: K63-linked deubiquitinase activity; cysteine-type deubiquitinase activity. The record is from RefSeq and is a predicted model, not a curated record. The transcript has 13 exons.
CCCAAGAUACACAUGAUUGAUACAGUACAGUAAACACGUACAUACAGCCUCUUCAGUAUUGAAAUAUGGCCAAAGUACUAGACUACCUGUACAUUCUAAUGAAGGAUGUGUAUGGAGAGAAGGCUCCAGGGAAGAUCAUGUCUGUCCUAACAGCUCCUUUCGCAGGUGGUCCGAAAACGGUUCAAGUGUUACGAGGUGAACUGCUCACUCAAAUUCCCCAACAAGAGUGGUCAGUACGCAAUGAUGGAAGACCACCUCACAACUUUCGCUCUACAAAAGACUCCAGUAUCACACUGUAUGGUGGUGAGGACGAUGACUAUGUGUCUCCACUGAAUGGCAGAGAUCUAAAGCUUUUGGAAGCUAUUGAGAAGCCAUACGAUCGAUUCGCUGUGUUCUCAGACGACAAUAAGCUGGAAUGGGGUGGCAGGCUGAAGAAGGGUGACCAGGUCUAUGUGAGGCUCCCUGGUGAUAAUGCAAGUGUACCUACCUGGUCUGCUGGUGUAGUGAGACACUUUGGACCUGUGGGGUCAUUACCAGGGAGGAACUUUGGAGUGGAGAUUUCGGACUCUCGUUACCUUGGAAGAGGCAGCAGUGAUGGUUUCUUUGGGGGAUGCAAAUAUUUUGAGUGUGAGCACAACUGUGCUCUCUUUGUGUCUCUGGAUAAGCUAGCAACUGAACCACAUCACCAAGUACCCCAUGGCUCCAUACGCCAGCAACCAAAGGGUUCUGCCUUACCAGUCCCCAGUCCACGCACUGCAGCCAACUCUUCUAACUAUGGGUCACCUGUUGAUAAGCCCUCUCACUUCAAGAUCAACGAUCGUGUGGUGGUCUACAACAAGAAGAAUGUAGCCAUGCAUGGAACUGUUUGCUGGACUGGUAGGGAUGUACAGACUAGAACACUGGACACCAACCACAUAGGGAUUGAAACAGAUCGGGUUGCUGUCACUAAGGACGUUCCUAAAGCACUGACUGGAAUAACUCACUUAUUCCAGGCUACACCUGGUAAAAGUUUAGUGGUCCCUGAGUACCUUGUGUUCAGAGAGGAGUUGGCCAACACUCGCACACCCCCAGCUAGAGAUGUUGACCAUUUAGACCCAGCAGCUGCUGCACGUGAGGAAGGCGUGAGUAAGAGACGAUUGAUGGCUGAACAACAACAAGUUUUGAAAGAAGCACAAAAAGUUAAAAAAGACAUGAAGAAAGCUGAAGAGAAUAAAUCUGUUGAGUUCAGUGAAGUAAAAGUGGCAUUGAAUGAGAGCAUAGACGUAUCAAAUCAAAAGAAACUAUUAGAAGCUUUCAACGAAGAAAAACGAGAAGAGGACCGAAAAAAGAAAGCUCAGCAAGAAGAAGCCAAACUUAACGUGGAACAGCAUGCAGGGCAAGCUAGAGGUCCCUCGGUUCAGAAACAAAACUCAUGGCACCCUGGAAGUGAUAAAAUUUACGAUCAAAUACAUGUACCUAGUGACAGAAGCAGAUUACCACAUCAAAAUGAGAGAGCUGCUGCAAAUGUUCCUAUCGAUCAUGAGAGGAUACAUCAGCAACAAGGGGGACCUGGAGGUUACCCAGCACCAACUUAUUCCCAAACCCCCCAAGAUCAUGACCCACACAGAGGUAGUGGUCAGAUCCAUAACUCAAAAUAUCCACCCCACCAUGGUAACACAAGACCAGAGAGUGUCCAGCAACCACAACCACAGCAUGACAUGAGACGAGUGAACAGUCAUAACCAAAUGACACCACAAAACACUGUGGAUCCAGAUUAUGAUAACUGGGAUAUAGUGAAUCAGUGUCAACGAAAUGACCUGUCAAAUCAACUGCCUCAAGGGAACCAACAGCAAGCCAACCCUGUGUACCCACAACAACCUGGUGCUCAGCUGUACCACAAUGUCCAGUAUCAGCAACCACCACCUGGUCGACACUUUGGUAGCGAUGCAAAUACCAUCUACAUUCCUCCAAACAACGAAGCGUAUGGAUAUCAACCUCAUCAUGAUACUCCUGGUGGGCACCAUCAAAACACUCCACCACAAGUACCUCAAGAGUACAAUGCCUCGGUAGAAAGCUCCAACCACUACAACCUGACAGUGGGUUCAACUGUACAAGUGGCCUCUGUGAACCCAAAUGACCCACCACGCUAUGGAGUGAUCAGAUGGACUGGCAGAGUAGCUGGAGUGGAUGGUCGGGUGGCAGGGAUUGAACUGGAGGACUACAUGGAUGGGUGUACUGAUGGAACUUUCAAUGCCACAGGAGAGAAGCACUUUACCUGUACCUUUGGUAAAGGGUUGUACUUCCCACUGGCUAGCCUCCGUCCUGAUGAAAGGUUUGGACUACAAGCCGGACAUGCUGCCACAUCAAUGGGGAAUCCUGUUCAAGCUCCGAUGGAAGAACAAGCAGACCAGACUAUCCAUGAUACUUCUCAACAGAUGAAGCAAUACAUUGGAAACAGCCGUGGUAUCCAGGGUCACCAGAACUCCUGCUACCUGGACUCCACCAUCUUUGGUCUGUUUGCCCUCAGUGACAUUUUUGACACAAUGUUCCUGGAACCAGACCAAUCCAUCACCAGCGACCAGAACAGGAAACGUGUUGCUGACUUACUGUGGAAGGGAAUCGUCAAUCCUCUCAGAAAGAAUGGUGUGGUGAGGUUUGAGUCAGUGAUGAAGAUGAGAAAUGCUUUGGAAGAACUCGGGAAGAUGGAGGGAAUCACUGAGAAGGAGAAAGAUCCUGAGGAGUUUCUGAACAUGCUCUUCAAACACGUGCUACACACUAAGGCAUUUAUCCUCAUCAGGCGUCCGUUUGGUGUGGAGCAAGAGUUCUUUGUCCAACUGUUUGUGGAGAACGACCCAAACCUCAGGCUACCAAACGUAGGACAAUUACUCAGAAAAAUGUUCAUAGAACAGCACAUCUCAUUCACUAAGGUUCCCUCAAAGCUUCUGCUUCAAGUUCCUCGUUUUGGAAGAGAGUUCCAAACAUACAAGAGGAUUGUUCCAGAGCUAAAACUAAACAUUAGAGAGUUGACUGACACAUACAGAAAAGCUCCAGCUCCUGCCUGCUAUAUAUGUGGGGUGGAGUCAGCUAUCCAGUGUGAUAGUUGUUGUCCUCUCAGUCAGCAGCAGCUCACCCACUACUGUCAGCGCUGCUCUGACCUCUACCAUAGCAACCCCUCUUACAAGGACAGAGCUAAUCAUAGGCUAACUGUUACCCUGGAUGCUACUCCAGCUGAUGAUCCUGGCCUGGCACAGUUGGACCUCCUCUCUGUGAUCUGCAUUGAGACUAGUCACUAUGUCUGCUUCACUAGAGAUCCAAGGAAUGACAUUGAGAAGAAGUGGAUCUUCUUUGACAGUAUGGCAGACAGGCAAUAUGACACGUACAACAUUCCACGUGUGACUGACUGCACUCGUGAGCUGAAUGAGUGGGUGUACAGUGGUGUCAGAGGCAGGGACAAGCUGUUCAGUACACCACCAAGAGAGCUACCAGAGUUGGUCCGACGGUUCACUCAAGACAUCUACAUGUGUGUCUAUGUUCAGCCUGAUGUCGCUAUGUAUGGUGCUGAUGGGGAGGACGAGGAGGAUCUAGCACUGACUCAAAAUAAAGUGACUCAAAUAUAAACUAUGGUGCUGGACAAUUUACACGGUACUGUUUUCUAUGCAAAUUCCAUUGUUUCUUGAUUUUUGUCUUUAGAUACUUAGAUACUUUAGCGUUUACACACCGUACCUUUUGUACGUUGUACGUCACCUUGCAUAUUAGACAUGCACAAACUGAGUGUAUUUUCAAUAUUCUUUUGAGAGCGGCCUUGAA